AUGACGACCAUUCGCCGGUUCUGCUGCGACGAUCUGCUCCGCUUCGCCUCGGUCAACCUCGACCACCUCACCGAGACCUUCAACAUGUCCUUCUACAUGACGUACCUGGCUCGCUGGCCCGACUACUUCCACACCGCCGUCAACCCCGGCGACCGCGUCAUGGGAUACACAGUUAUGGGGAAGGUUGAAGGACAAGGUGAAUCUUGGCAUGGACAUGUUACGGCAGUGUCCGUUGCCUCAGAAUUUCGCAGACAGAAAUUAGCCAAGACGCUUAUGCACUUGCUGGAGGAAAUCAGUGAUAAGAUGGAUAAGGCCUAUUUUGUGGAUCUCUUUGUAAGGGCGUCCAACAUGCCGGCAAUAAGGAUGUAUGAAAAGCUGGGCUAUGUGGUUUAUCGAAGGGUGCUUCGGUACUACUCAGGGGAAGAAGAUGGCCUUGAUAUGAGGAAGGCAUUAUCACAAGAUGUUGACAAGAAGUCCAUCAUACCACUCAAGAGACCAAUUACACCGGACGAACUUGAAUACGACUGA
Molecule: messenger RNA, 528 nt
Organism: Triticum turgidum subsp. durum (durum wheat)
Lineage: Eukaryota; Viridiplantae; Streptophyta; Magnoliopsida; Poales; Poaceae
Source: the annotation of a GenBank genome assembly